Molecule: messenger RNA, 1764 nt
Organism: Scleropages formosus (Asian bonytongue)
Lineage: Eukaryota; Metazoa; Chordata; Actinopteri; Osteoglossiformes; Osteoglossidae
Gene: onecut1
Product: one cut homeobox 1
Exons: 2
Coding region: 1-1389 (462 amino acids)
Biological process (GO): regulation of transcription by RNA polymerase II
Cellular component (GO): nucleus
Molecular function (GO): RNA polymerase II cis-regulatory region sequence-specific DNA binding; DNA-binding transcription factor activity, RNA polymerase II-specific
Source: RefSeq, a predicted model, not a curated record
AUGAAUGCCCAGCUGUCGAUGGAGAGUAUUGGCGAUCUGCACGCGGUGAGCCACGAGCAGGUGCCCGCCGCCGCCGCUGACCUGAUGAGCAGCGACAGUCCUCAUCACAGGAGCGCGGCGACCCAUCGCAGCGGCCACUUGUCCGCCCACGCGCGCUCCGUGGGCAUGGCGUCCAUCCUGGACAGCGGCGACUAUCAUCACCACCAUCGGCCCCCGGACCAUCACGGGCUCGCCGGGCACCUGCACCCGGCCAUGACCAUGGCGUGCGAGGCUCCCCCCGGCAUGAGCAUGAGCAGCACGUACACCACGUUGACCCCCCUGCAGCCGCUACCUCCCAUCUCUACGGUCUCGGACAAGUUCUCUCAUCAUCACCACCACCACCAUCAUCACCAUCCUCACCAGAGGAUCCCUGGCAACGUGAGCGGCAGCUUCACCCUGAUGAGGGACGACAGGGGUCUGGCGUCCGUGAACAAUCUGUACAGCCCCUACCACAAGGAUGUCACCGGGAUGGGACAGAGCCUGUCGCCCUUGUCGGGAUCGGGGCUGGGUGGCAUCCACAACUCCCAGCAAGGGCUUCCGCCUUAUGCACACCCGGGUGCAAAUAUGCCCACGGAAAAAAUGCUAACACCCAACGGUUUCGAAGCCCAUCACCCUGCCAUGCUGGGGAGGCACGGAGAUCAGCACAUGACCCCUUCUUCGGCGGGCAUGGUGCAGAUCAACGGGAUUCACCACCACGCACCUCACGGUCACCUGAACCCCCACAGCCACGUUCAGGGAACGGGCUCCAGCAGGGACCAGAAUCCCUCGUCUUUAGCUGGAUCUCAAAUCAGCAGCACAGGCAGCGCGGGUCAGAUGGAAGAGGUCAACACCAAAGAAGUGGCGCAGAGGAUCACCACCGAGCUCAAGAGGUACAGCAUCCCGCAGGCCAUCUUUGCCCAAAGGGUGCUGUGCCGAUCGCAGGGGACCCUGUCCGACCUGUUGAGGAACCCCAAACCCUGGAGCAAGCUCAAGUCCGGCCGAGAGACCUUCAGGAGGAUGUGGAAAUGGCUGCAGGAGCCCGAGUUCCAGAGGAUGUCGGCGCUGAGGCUCGCAGCUUGCAAGAGAAAGGAACAGGAGCACGGAAAGGGGGAGAGGGGGAGCAUCUCCAAGAAGCCACGACUCGUCUUCACGGACGUCCAGCGGCGGACUUUACAUGCAAUAUUCAAAGAGAACAAGCGCCCGUCCAAAGAGUUGCAGAUCACCAUCUCUCAGCAGCUGGGCCUGGAGCUCACAACCGUGAGCAACUUCUUCAUGAACGCACGCCGGCGGAGCCUGGACAAGUGGCUUGACGACGGGAGCUCCAGCUCAGCCAACUCAUCUUCUUCAUCUAGCACUUGUACCAAAGCAUGAGGGAGCAAAGAUGACAGACUGAAACUUCGGUGGAAAAGCUUUAAACUAAACUCAACAAAGAAACUUAACAAAGACCAGGACCUCUAAACAACAGUUUUGUCCUUAAAACUUGUUUGAGAUAAAAAAAAAUUCUGAUGUUUGUAGUACCCCAAAACCAAAGACUUCUUUCACCUGCGUCUUUGUUCCACAACACAUUCGAAUGAAACAUCUUGCAAAGGAACAGAAGGAAAAAAGUCACAAAAAUUUUGGUUUCUCCACUCACACAUUUUUUUGGUCCCACAGUCAAACCUGCCACCCUCCCAUGAAGGCAAUUCUUGUUUUAAAUAGCCGUUGUGCCAUUGUGUCAUCACUGACUGAGCCAUGAGCCACCGCACU